This is a messenger RNA of Biomphalaria glabrata, 2755 nucleotides long. RefSeq lists its product as uncharacterized. The transcript has 4 exons. Bases 451 to 1014 code for a protein of 187 amino acids. Lineage: Eukaryota; Metazoa; Mollusca; Gastropoda; Planorbidae. The record is from RefSeq and is a predicted model, not a curated record.
ACACGCUUCUGUGCACACUUGAUUAGGGAUUUGGUGAUAAAGUUAUUGCAUUUUUUUUAUCAAACAUUUUGUUGGUUGUCCAAUUUAAUUCUCAUGACAAUUACGACAGAAGGACUCCGUUCGGAACUGUCGUUCAAACCAUGGUUUUGACCACGGAAUAACGGAUAUUUCAAUAUCAGUUUUUGUGUUGUUUUCAAAAGUGUUGUCAUUAAUUUCGUCUGCUCGCGGUUCUGUUACAGUGAAAGUUUACUUAAUGCUACUUUAAAAGUGUUUUAUGAAUUACCGCAUCCAACUAUAGCAAUUAGUAAGUGAUUAACAAUGAACUGACUUCAAACACGCCUUUUAUUGACAGAAAUACUUGAUUAACAUUUUUUAACAACAAGCUAAAGCUGGUAUAUGUCUAAAUGAUCAAUGCAUGAACUCUCCUGAAAGUUUGGAAGACAUUGAAGAAUGGACGAGAUUCGAUUACUUCUCUUUGGACUUGUGAUAGCACUACUGCUGGGACCUAAUGAAAGCCUUAAGUGCUUCCAGUGCGCUGAAACCACGGAUACAGGCCACUGCGCACGGGACAUAGCAGGAUUGGUCAAUGCUUCCCUGGGAAUCCCAACCUGGUAUCAUUACGCCAAGGACUGCACGGCAAGCAACCCUGACUGGGCCCUGUGCAUGAUACAAACUACUGAGACAAACGGUAAAAAUCAAUUGUUUCAUCGAGGCUGCCAUGACGGGCAUACUUUCGAUAUCGGCCUGGACAGUCCACGAUUUCACAACGUCAGCGCGAACAAUGCUUCCACCUGUGCCUACGUGAAGGACACCAACCUUCUCGUCUGCUACUGGUUCUGUGAUGAGGACUUCUGCAACGGCCCGCAGCCGGAGCCCCAGAAGGUGUGCAACUUUACGAUAUCUUCAGACGGCUUCUAUGACAAUGUGGAGAACCCUUGCCUCGGACUUUGCCUUCUGCCGGAAGUGUUUCUAUGUCUGCUUUCUUUCAUGACGUCAUUGUACUUUAUAAACUAGAUCUGAUCUUCAUUGAGUUGUAAAACCUACAUGGAAAUCUUAACGUAGUUGUCUGUGUAUAUUGAAUUACGUGUCUAUAUGAUAGCAUGGAAAGUUUUUUAUUACCGUUUUAACCUUCGAUGUUUAUAAAUUUGAAGAAUCACCUUCACCUUCAUCCAUCCCUUAGUCUGUUGGACCGUUGGGGCACCACACAAGUUUUUCAACCGUCUUUCUCCAUUCCUCUCUGUCUUUUGCCUUGGAUAGAGCCUCUUUUGUUUUUCUAUUUGUAACCUAUGGUUUAGUGUUUUAUGUAUUAUAGCUACUUUACUUUUUAUUCUUCUGCUUUCUCUGCCUCUUCUUCUUUUUCCUGGUACUGUUCCCUGAAGGAAGUUAUUUGCGAGCCCUGAAGACCUUGUAAUAUGGCCACAGUUUUUAGCUUUCGUUUUUAUUUUACAAUAGUUAGCAUGUCAUCGUGGGGUCUCUAAUCGCUUGGUUUGAGAUGCGGUCUUAAAAUGUGAUAUCUAGGAUCCUUCUGUAGCAUCUCAGAUUCAUUGUCUUAUCUUUUAUAAAACAGACGUUACUUCAAAAAAGAAGAUGAUUACGUCCUACGCGUCAUGCAUUCAGUCAUGCAUAUUAACCAAUGACUUAAUUGCUAGGAUCCUCCUCUCUAGCUCUGCAGUCAGCGUCCAAGACUCGCAAGCAUGUAAGAAUGUAAGACCAUGACACGAGUCAGACUGAUGCGCUCCCUGGUCAUGGCCUGGAAGUUAAGAGAAUACCACCACCUAAAACGACAUUUUGUGUGUAUUACUAUGUACUCUGGGGCGCGGUGGCUGAGUGGUGAAGCCCUUGGAAUCCGAACCUGUGAUCCUCGGUUCGAAGCUGAAGACUGGGAUUUCGAAUUUCAGGAUUUUAGGACGCCCAUUAAUCCACCCAGCCCUAAUAACUACCUGACUUUAGUUGGUGAAAGUAAAAGCGGUUGGUUGUUGUUCUGGCCACUUGACACCCUGCUCGUUAACCAAAGAAAGAGAUGACCUUAAUUUGACAUCAUCUGACCUUUAGACUGCAUGGAUUGAAUUGUGUAUUGUUGGUGCUGGCUAUGGCUUCAAUCAUAGUCCGUUCAACAAAGUAAUGGAAAAAAAUUUAAUUUUAACUUUUAACCAUUUAACGUUAAACAAUUGUAUUACCUUUGGUCAUAAUUUUAGAACAUAUACAAAACGUUUUGUUUACCUGAUUCUUUUUAACAUGUAUAAAUAUUAUGUACUUAAAAAAAGAAAAAGUGGCUACCUGGUUGAGUGGAAGGCACGCCGGGCUGUCGUUACAAUAAUCCGGGGCUUGCCCACAGUUAUCCCCCUUCCGUCCUACAGGAGGUACAGGAUAGUAUGUACUGUGAUAGUCGUUUGUUUAAUGCGAAUUUCCGCGAUGUAAGGGAGAUAAUUGUUGAUGUAUUUAAGAAGCAUUUGAACCCUUAAGAUCUACGUGUUCAUGUUCAUAACCUCCCUUUGAACGAUACAGCCAUUCUAGAGUGUUCUUCAAAGCUGGGCCUCCAUGUGAUACCCUACCAGUUCAUUUAAUUGAGUAAUUCCAAAAUUGUAAUUUAGCGUAAGUGAAUUUCAUUUUGAUGUUGACAUGAAUAACGCAUGUAUUAUACCUAUGAAAUACUUUGCAGUAAUAUAUUUUCAUACAUGGUGGAAAAAAACUAUAAAUAUCUGUUUUGUGUGUGUGUAUUCGGUGUACAAAAUAAAGGACUUUUUUGAAAACUGUA